AUGAUCCGCUACCGCAACCUAACAGCGCUGAAGCGCGAUCUGAUCGUAACUCUCUGCCCUAGAACCCUUAAUAACAACCAUGUCGCCGAAGCCACCUCCGAGGACGCUGCAUGCGUUGUUCCUGUGUCACUGGCAUCAGAUACACACGACGUGGAAGCUACGUCCUGCCGAACACCUAUACCGGAAACUUUCUUUGUCACGCCAACUUUUGUUGCUGCGCCAGACAAGGGAUGA
Parastagonospora nodorum SN15 is the source of this 234-nucleotide messenger RNA. RefSeq lists its product as hypothetical. The transcript is spliced from 3 exons. The record is from RefSeq and is a predicted model, not a curated record. Lineage: Eukaryota; Fungi; Ascomycota; Dothideomycetes; Pleosporales; Phaeosphaeriaceae. The coding region runs from base 1 to 234 and encodes 77 amino acids.